Messenger RNA from Paramuricea clavata, 4612 nucleotides. Lineage: Eukaryota; Metazoa; Cnidaria; Anthozoa; Malacalcyonacea; Plexauridae. The record is from the annotation of a GenBank genome assembly.
GUUUAGUUAAAAUCAACAUAAUAUAUUCUAGACAAUAUAAUCAAGAGAGUAUCUAUAACUUAAAUAACAGUAGGCCAAGACUUUGUACAAUUUAGACGAGAGCUCAGGUGGAAAAAACCUGUAAGUAUUGAUUGUUUUAUUUAGUUCAUGUGGGUAAUACAUGUUCGUUUACACAUUAAUCAUUAUAAUAUCUUAGAUUAUUAUCAUUCCUAGUUAAAUAACACACGCAAAUACACAGACACAUAUAUGAUCAAGUAUGAAUACUGAUUUUUAAAGAACUUCCAUAUCGUUUAAUUUCAAUUCUUGAGAUUUCAGUUCUGCACAUUGAGAUAAACACAACUUACCAGAUCUUACAAAUUAGGUAAGACCUACAUAUAGAUAUAUUGCUACUUUAUGGAGCGACGUUGGAGCGGCAGGUCUUGUCGCAUUAUUCGACUCUGGAGAAAAAGCAAGUCAGAUGUCGCAGGGGCAGAUUUAGACCGUUGCAACUGUAGCAUAUGCUACGGUCAGAUUUUCCAUUGGCCAGUUCUAACAUAUAAAAUCAAUUUAAAAUAUAAUUUAGCAAUAUUUUGUUUACUUUCCUUGUUUAUAUUUCAAGGUUUUAUUUUGAUGACAUUAAUACGUAACGACUCAGGGGCGUAGGAACACAUUCGAGAUUGGGGGGGGGGCGAGUUCCUCGAGGCGCCACCAUGGUUGGCGCCUAGCGGAAAAUUUUUUGAAAAUUAGAGGCUCUAGAUCCUUGGAAAUGGCCAUUUCAGAGCCCUAUUUAUCCAUUUCAGUUUCGAAUUUCACUGCAUUUAUUGUAAAUUGAGUAAAUUCAAUGAUUUUUGGGGGGGGCCGAAAGCUAUCUCGGCGCCCCCCCAUAAAUUUUGGGGGGGUUCCCCUCGGCCACCCGCUUCCUACGCCCCUGUAACGACUAACGUUAAUUGUUUUAAGAAUUCCCGCCCGAAAAUACGUUUGUAAUUGCCCGUUUGCGGGUCAUUACACAAUGGACUAUAGCUUAUAAAAUAGCAUCCUUCAGAAAUACACCGUAGCGUGUUGCCCAUAUAUGAUCAAUUUUCGCUACGGUCAGAUAAGGUCGAAUCUGACGGUCAAACGUAGCAAACCAAUCAGAAUGGAGCAAAUGCUAUAGUUUGCUACGGUGGCAUGAAAUUGGCUACUGCUCCAGAACGAUGGAAUAUCUGAUAUUUGUGUUUGGCUCAUCAACAACUUGCUAUUGGGAACCCACAGUGUCAGUACGGUUAUGCGCAUUUCGAAAUGAAAGCCGCCGUAAAGCUAAAGAAUAUAUAUGAUCGAGGUAGGAAUAAAAUCAGAUAAUAAAACGAAUCAUUUCCAGUCAGGUAAGCCUUAUGAAUAAUAAGGAUACACAUUAAUAUUUUAAUUUGAGUUUUUACCGUAUAGUGUUCGCUACUAACUUCGCUUUAAGUGUUUGUGCGCGUAUGUACAGUAUACCUGCAUGUAUUGGAAUUAUACGCGAAUUAUGAUACGCGCGUAUAUAUUAUAUCGUGUUUUAUAGCGCCCUAAUAUUUGUUUGUAAUGCGUAUUCGUAUGAUACGCGUUUUCGUAUGACACGCACGUUCAUAUGAUACGCGUAUUCGUAUGAUACACGCGUUCGUAGAUGAUACGCGUAUUUCGGUAUUCAAUUGAUAAUGAUAUGCGUAUGAUACGAGUAUCAUGCCGGUAUCGUAUGUUAAGAUAUACGCGAGCGAUACUUUACUUUUUGAAAUCUUUCUUACUUUUGUUUGAGAAAUGAAUACAAUGAGGACAAAUUUAAUGGUCACAUGCAGUGCUCAGAACGCAGGAAAUGGCAUUUCCGGGCUUCAAAUUUCAAAAAUGUUCCAGGGGGCAUGCCCCCGGACCCCCCUAUCUAUGCGAGCUCUUUGAAAAUGCUACGGUCAGAAUUUUGGCUGGAUCCACCCCUGUGUCGCUCCUCUCAUGCGCCCGAACCUAACUUCAUUUUAUAACAUUUUUGACUGUGAGUUAAUCGUAGUAUGAUUAGUAUCUCUGAUGUUAAUCAAUAGACCUUUCUUAUAAUGACGUCAAAGGCAUGGAAAAACACUUAAUGUCCCAAGGGAUAAUUUUUAGCCGCAAUUCGCAAUGCAAAUGAUGUUUGUCUGAAAUUUAUUGGCUCACCAACCACCUGUGUCACCAAUUCUCAAAUCCGUAUGAGGCCGGAUGAUCAUCCCCGCCAUGUAACUUAAAUAAUGUCCUUGACCCACACCUUAGGAUAAGGUUGGGGUAGGGUUGAGGAGGGAUGUGGGUCAGGUUCGUUCGAAUUCUAGAAUUUUAAAUUAUUACUCUCCCAAAUUUACAGUGAGCUGUUGACAGUAAUGAUUAAAAGCAUACAAAUUUUAUAAAUUGUAUCGUCGUUGAGCACCAUUUUAACAACAGCUUUUUGCAAUUUGGAAUGGUAUUAAAGGUGAGGCAUAUUCCAUGACCAUAGAACAUGCAUUCUAAGCCUGAAGUGGUUGUUCUAUUUUGGGUGCUGAAUUGACUAAUUUCAGUCUGGUGGUUUUUAACCCACUGGUUCACUGUAAAACCAGUUUGGUUAAAAUAACCAACUUGAAUUGGUUGUCUCAGAUGCAUCUUCUUUUCACCAAUAUUGUUCGGUCAAAACAACCAAAAUAUUUUCACUGUGUAACGCUAACAGUAUCCUACCAUCAUGGUAACAUUAUGGCAACAGAAUCUUAGAGUCUUCACAUGACCUAAUUUCCUUUAUUUCUAGACUUUCCUAUGAUGAUCGUGGAGGUUGCAACAACGUUGUGUCUUGUUUGGUUUGUCUGGUAUUUUGUGACAACGUACUUUGAAAGAAGAUCAAUGCCACCGGGACCGUUUCCCUACCCUUUAGUUGGAAAUCUGCGAGAUGUAAAUUUCAAUUCCAGUAAACCAUUUAGAAAACUCAGAGAAACAUAUGGCAACAUAUUCACUGUUACUUUAGGGAGAAAAUGUGUUGUUGUGAAUACUGCCUCGCUUGCUCGAGAAGCUAGAUUUGGCCGAAAUAAAGAUUAUGCGGUUGGUGUGUCAGUCGAAAGCAUUUAUCCAUUUAAUAUUAUAUUAGGCCCAAAUGAUGUCGUAUUCGCGGAUUAUGGAACACCAUACUUAUUUCGUAGGAGAGUAUUUAAGUCAGCAAUGCAUGUUUUUGGAGCAGGUAUCAAUGAAGCAGAAGAGAGAGGAGGACACGCAGUAAAAUCUAUGUUGGAGAAGAUUGAUUCUUUGAAAGGUCAGCCGUUUUCUCCGAAGGAACUAAUCGUGUCAGCAAUACUGAUUCAACUGCGGCAAUGGCUUACAUCCCAGAACCUAUCAUUCGAGCACUCGAAUAUAAGGCUCCUUCUUGAAUUUGGUGAAAUAACCGCAAAACAAAACUUGGAAGGUACUUACUUACACAAGUUGCCAUUCCAUUCCUAUCUUCCAACUGAAUUCAAUCGAAGCAUAAAGCGAGCUACAGAUAUAAAAUCCUCCAUAAUUCACCCGGUUUUCCAAUCCCACCUAGAGACUCACACCCCAGGCGUUAUUCGUGACAUGACUGACAGUUUUAUCAGUGCUUAUAAGAAAGAUAUGGCAAAAGAGACGAGCAAAGAUAUUGGAUCUAUUGACGAUAUUCGAGAUUUGAUGGUUGACGUUAUUUUUGCUAGUUCAGAUACAACUUCUUCUUCACUGGCUUGGUUUAUAUUGUACAUGGUCUCAUAUCCUGAGGUUCAGAAGAAAAUCCACCACGAACUUGAUCAAGUCAUAGAUAAAGACGACUUACCUCGCUGGCAAGAUGUCAGGAAUAUGCCCUACCUGCAGGCCACGAUAUGUGAAGUUAUGCGUAGGUCUAGUCCAGUGCCAUCCACUGGUUCAAACACAACACGUGCUAUAACCUUAGCUGGGUACCAUGUUCCUAAAGGAACGUGGAUACUCCUCGAUUUAACCCAAAUUCAUCACGAUGAGCAGGAGUGGCCGCAGCCUGAGGAAUUUAAACCUGAGCGCUUCCUUGACGUUGAAGGGAAGUUUGUUGGUUGGACCAAACUUGAUGCUUUCCUGCCAUUCGGACUUGGUCGUAGAGAAUGCGCUGGUAUUGCGUUCGCAAAAAUUAUGUUGUUUACUUUUGCGGCGACGUUAUUACAUCGUCUUAGGUUUGAAUUACCAGAAGGAGCCGAAAAGCCGAAUGAAGAGCCGUCUAGUAUUGCACUUGUGUCUUCUCCAGGAGAUUUCAAGGUCAUAGCGAGAAAUCGACGUUAAAAACACAUCUGGACUUUCGAUUCAAGGAUCAUAAAAUAUAAUAUGCAAUGUAGCAAACUAUAUAAUAUUGUAUUUACUGUGGUAGAUAACUUAACUAAUUUCAUAUGAACUAUACUAGGAUAUAAUUAUGUAGGAACUAAGUUCACUUGUAGUUUAAAGGUUGAUUGGUUGUAUUAUAGAGUGGAUAGUUUAAAUUUGUGUACUGAUUUGUGCAUUGAAGGACUUGGCCAGAUAUCGUACGGGGAGAGAUUAUCAAAGUUCGGCUUAACAACCUUACUGGAGCCUCGUUCUCAGGGUGAUUUAAAUGAAACUUUUAAAAUUGUCAAUGGUUUGGUCAAUUAUGAUCAAAACAUGCAUGUUCUGUAAGUCAAGAUCACGUGCCAUAUAUAGC